AUGAGGGGAGCUGCGCGUCAGGAGAAAGUGUUUCGACGGCGCAGAUCUGGCCCGGCGGCCGAGCGAAACCACCCCCUCAGGAUCAGGUCAGUCUCCCCUCUGUCUGGGCGCGCGGCGCGUCCAGCACACCACCCGCCGCCGCCAUCUGCAUCCAGGCUAUUGUCCAGGAUGGUGUGUGUGUGCGUGUCGAGCGAGCCGAGGUCGAGCUACCCCAAGGUGCGCCAGGCGUGCGGGGAAGCUGGCCCAGGGCGCCAGAACGUUGCGCCGCGGCCCCGGGCACGCGCCAGAAAUCCGGGGUACACUGCCAGAAUCGGCCUGUUUUCUCCCUGUGGCGGCGGCGCGCCCGCCCGCAGCACACACGGCACGGACUUGGGCAGCACCCCGAGCCGUGACGUGACAGCUGGGGGGCAGCUUGUGGGACUAUUGGCCGUGAGUGAGGGCGUUGUGGUUUCUAAGUUGAAGUCAUCGUGGAGCCUGCUUUGGGUUAGUAGAGGGACGAGGUUUGGAAUGCUCGGAGGAGUGCAGGCUGACGAGAGCACGGCAACGUCCCUUCCCUUUCGCGUGAGCGGCGCAGCAGCACAGCCGGAACCUUUUGUCGUGGAACAUACGCGUGCUCUGGAGCGGCGCGACCAUAUGCCAAGACGUCACUCGAACGGGGCUGCCCUCUUUUUCUAG
Molecule: messenger RNA, 675 nt
Organism: Purpureocillium lilacinum
Lineage: Eukaryota; Fungi; Ascomycota; Sordariomycetes; Hypocreales; Ophiocordycipitaceae
Source: RefSeq, a predicted model, not a curated record